Messenger RNA from Formica exsecta, 7413 nucleotides. RefSeq lists its product as uncharacterized. The transcript is spliced from 12 exons. The record is from RefSeq and is a predicted model, not a curated record. Gene Ontology annotation, biological process: signal transduction. Lineage: Eukaryota; Metazoa; Arthropoda; Insecta; Hymenoptera; Formicidae. Bases 562 to 4794 code for a protein of 1410 amino acids.
CGGCUCUCGCGCGAGUUCUUGUAACGCGUGCGAUCUUGACGUCCGGACGUCGUUUUCGUCGUCGUCGUCGUUGUACUCUGCCGGCAUUGUUUUUCGUAAAAUCUCCUGGAGAACGAACAAGACACAAUGAUUCUUGUCCUCCCGAAGAGCCUUCUUAGGCUCUAUUUAGAGAAAAGGUCGAUUUGUUAAAACUCUUGAGCCAGCCAUCUAAAAGUCGACUCUAAAAGUUGCCAUUUGGGCGAUACGUUGUAUAAUAGGGAAUAAGGCAUUGAUCCACGGUAUUUUCUUCAGCGAGUGGCGAAGUGUCAAAGUGCAGUUGGUGUAUUUUUGUUGGUGUACCUUGGUGUUCAUUCGAAACAUAUUCGUUUCACGAAUGUAUUCUUCAAAAGCGAAGUGAUAGGUCAUCGCGAGUAAGAAAACAAAUACGUCACCUGGUAUGGUAGAGUGAAUUCCACGCGGUGAAGGACGAUCGUCCGCAAGUUGUCUUUGUCGUGCACGACACCGGUCUGACGCAAUUUUACGAAGGUGGUUCGCGUGGCAAGGCGAGACAAGGACGCGACGAUGGCGGAGCGUCCCGGCGGGGGCAGGAGACGCUCGCGUCGCGACAGUACGGACACCACAAACACGAUACGCGAUACACCGCCUACGUCCAAGGAUCGCAGGACCAAACGUUUCGGCAAGCCCGUCAAGGAGAGAUGGCUACUCACCAGGAAGACGUGGCGAUACAUGGCGGAUGCCGGCCGGCGUCUCAUCCCGGAUGGUACUCACAACCGUCCGGAGGAUAUACCAAAGAUCGAGCAGUACUUUCAGGAGGUUUGCCAAAAGGAGCCGCGGUUCCUACUCUGGAGAAAAGCUUCAUAUCCGGGCACUCUGGGCUUCCGCGCCCAGCGACGUCGCAGACAAAUCAAAGGCGGCAGCUGUCGAACCCAAGCCAGCUCGGCCGAUGAGGCCGACGACGUCAGGAGUUCGCCGCAGAGCUUCGUCCCUCACGCGACCACGUCUAGCAAGUUUGAUCUUGCCAAGGUGAAAAGAGAGUGGCUGCUGACGUCAGGCAACGGCAGCGAAAGCACACCGUCGAGUCCGGUGAUGCGUCGUAAGACGUCUCAGGAGGAUGCCGAGGCCAAAGAGCUGGCCGAUAUGCUACAAAAGUACCUGAACAUGCAGGGUGACGCAGCUAAUCCGACAAGGGCGGCCGCCAAGUCGCAGGGGACAAUGCAACAGAUGGAAACGAAAGAGCACUUCGAUUAUCGUAGUUUGAUAGACAAGUUGCAGCAACAUCUGAAUAUGAUCGUGGCUCAGGCUAAACGCGAUGAAGCUUCUCGCCAGAGUUCUUCCAGCGUGACAAACGUGAUUCCCGAGACUAUGUUGUCCUAUCAAAGCGACUACGUUCAUAAAUCGUUGAUGGAAACAUUGAGUCGUUAUUAUAGUAAAUCGUCUUCUCGGGAGCAUGUUAUUUCCGAUAUCUUGACGGAUCGGAAGCUCCUUGAGAAGCUUUACUUUGACCUGAGGUGCACUCGAGGUUUCAGGGGACCUCGAGCAACCGGUGCGUACACCUCGCCGUCCACUCGAUGGUGGGGCCACGAGAGAAGUAGACCAUCCACCAAUAAGUCCAACGUUUGGUCAUCCACGAGGCGAGAUGAUCACCCAAUCUCACCGCCACCUCUGAUUGCCGUCCAGGAACCCAGCACCGAUCGGUGCUUUCUUAACGAUGGCGUGCAAACCGAUCCGGUUUCCCGAGACGUCCUCGAUGCGUAUCUACUAGAAAGAGAAAAGGAUGAGUCCUUUUCGCAGAAGGAGACGACGUCGCACAAGUCAAGCGGACGGAGACGCAGCAGCGUCGACAAUGACGACGUGUCGCCAUCCGUGAGCGAUACUAUUAAGAGAUACUUGCGGAUGGCGCGAAAAAAGUCCAUGGAUGCUGACAAGGCCGAUCGAUUCAAGCGGGUAAACUACGAUCGGAAUUUGCGCAACAUCAAGGCCAAGGGCGAGAUUACCAAGCCCGGCGACGACGACGGAAACAGCAAGGGUUGUCAGACGGAGGACAAUUGGGCGACACAUUAUCGCGAGAUGUCCUCCUACGGUCCUGGCGAGAUCCCGUCCGAGAAUUUAUCGGAUGCCGACACGACGACGUCACCGCCGGCGAGCAGAAACGCCAGCUCCAGGAGCAGCAUCGACGCCGGCCUCGGCUCCGAGGAGACCAACACCCCCGUUAAACAUCCUCAUCAUCAUCAAUCCUUCCUGUCCCAUCUCCUGCACGGUUCCAACGCGCAUAAGGAUAAGCCGCACUCGGCACCGGGUUCGCCGGCACUUACGUCAUCGUCCGCCAAUUCCGCAGGUGGCACCGCGAUGCAGAAGAGCAAGUCCUCGAGCAGCGUCGUGCAUCACGGCAGCCGGCUGGUGGCGAAGAAGAUCUGGCGAUCUAGGAGCAAGAGCACGUCGAGAGCGUUGCAUCAGCCAUCCGUGUGGACGCCUCAGGGAAAAUGCACCUGGGCAGGCACGACGAAUCGGCGCGUAACCCUGCAGGAUACAUCGCUGCGAACGCUGUCCGAUAUCGAGAAGAAGGUCCUCUGCAACGUGGCCGUAGCGAAGCUCCAAGCUCUCAAUCUGGGUGUGCACAUCAGGCCGCCGAGUGAAACAUUCAGCAGCGGGUCGGUGACCACGAAGCCAAAGAGACGGGCGUACUUGCUGAAGAGGAAGGCUCUAACAACGGGCUUCUUCGACAAUAAAGGGAAGGACGAGAAGGAAAAGGACGUAGCUGGUGGUCUGGUGUUCGGCAUACCUCUGUCGCAGUGCAUAGAGAAUGAUAGGAUCGCUAGAAUCGCCGCUGGAGAAGUCACCGAUGUCGGUUGUCUGAGUAGGAGCAGCAGACACGGCAGCCGGACCAGUUUCUCUAGCCUUAUAGAAACACCGACAACCGUCGCGGCUAAAACAGAAGAGGGAGGCUCCUGCGAGUCUUUGUCGUCGAAAGGCGGUGCUCUCACGGGAAGUGAUUCCGGGGUGCUCGAGCUGAGCGACAGUGGCGGAGGAAGCUCCGCCGGUGAAUGGGACGUGGUACCAAACAUCGUAAGGCAAUGCAUUAGGCAUCUCGAGGCCACUGGUCUCCGAACGCUAGGCGUGUUCCGCGUAUCACCCUCGAAGAAGAGGGUGAGGCAGUUAAGAGAAGACUUUGAUUGUGGUCGGGAGACCAAGAUAGGCAUCGACCAGUGCCCCCACGAUGUAGCCACCCUCCUGAAGGAAUAUUUCCGCGAUUUGCCAGAUCCUCUGCUUUGCAGGGAACUAUAUCAAGCCUUCGUACAUACACAAAAGAUCAGGAACAGACGUUUGCAGCAGGAAGCUCUACAGCAUCUCAUUCAACUUCUACCCACGCCCAAUCGCGAGACACUCUGGGCACUUUUGAACUUCUUGAGCGUCGUCGCGUCCAACAGCGAGGACCAGAAGAGCGAGACCGGGGAUUGGAUUCCGGGGAAUAAAAUGGAUACGACGAAUCUCGCAACUGUGUUCGCCCCGAAUAUCCUGCACUGCGUGAAGCCCAGUCAGAUGAGGUCCGAGGUCUCGGCGGAGAGAGCCGAGGAGAGGAUAGAUGUGAUAAACGUCAUGCGAGCACUCCUGGAACACACAUCGACCUUGUUCAUGGUACCGGCGGCGUUGCUGGACGAAGUGUACCAGCAUAUGAUGGAUACCCAUCCAGCGGAGUUGGAUAUCGCGCUGUCUCGUCGCGUCGAAGAGCAAUGCGGAGAUGAUGCGGAUCCCUGCAGCGAAGCGGAGACGUUUUCUGUGGAGGAGACGCUAACUAUGUCAACAAACACUGCGUCAACGACGACGUCGACGAGAAAGAUGUGGACGAGAGAGCAGUGUCUACAUCAGACUGCCGGCGUAGGCGGUGACAUAGGACCAAGACCGCGACGGCCCAAGAGACCAGGAAGCAGGAGGAAGGAGGAGGGCAGGAGCAACAGCGUCGAUAGCGGAUCGAGCGAGGAUCCGUCUGAUCCUCGCCGAAGAUCUUCACCAGUAGUAAUUACCGCUAGUCUCACCAUACCCAUGUCCGACGCGUUCACCCUGAAUCUCGACGAUCCGGACAUUCCUUACAUCGAGGAGGCACCGAAGCAACCAAGCGCUCCCCCGAGGCGGCAGAGGCAGAGAUCCAUCUCCGGUUGCAGCGAAGGUGGAAGACACGGAAGUGACAGCGCUGUGGGUUCCUCGGCGACCCUGUCGGGUGAUCAAGCACCGAGCUCCCCGCCGUCGUGGGCGUCGUCGCCCCCGGCGAGUCCCGAUAGCGCGGUCACCGCCGUCUCGUACAUCCCGGAUCAGCAAGCGGUUCUCCAAAGGGUCUCGUUCACGACCUCGAGCGAGGUGAGGCAAGUGGGCAGGACGACCGGCCAGCAGGAAACAAGCAGGAGUACAGCGGCGCCGUACACGCCGAGCAUCACCAGCAUCGGCGGUGCAGUUUUGAGGUCCAAGACCGCCGAUAUCGAGAGAAUGCUGCAGAUCUCGCGGCGGGACGUCGACCUCGCAUCGACCCUGCAGACGAGCAAGAACUCGACGGUGACCUCCAGCGAAAGCAAAAAGUACACGAAGAGGCGUUACACGGACACGAGGCAUCAGACACGCCACAUACCCGACGCCGACACCCUAGCAGGCAAGACGUCGCUUGGCGUGACGUCUACGUCAGCGAUAUCGUCCUCCGUCACCUCGGCGAUGACAACGACGCAGACUCAACGCGUACAGGCACAACCGGUGUGGAAGAGACGGGAAUUGAUCUCCAGCGCGCCGAAAGAUCGGGAGGGAUACUUUUAAAUUAUUCGCGAUUGACAUAUCGAAUCGAGAUUCGAGAUUGAUUGUCGAUAUCUCAGCGGUAGAUUAAGAUAUUUCAUCUAGUCAUUAAUAUAUUUAUAUAUAUGUAUAGCAGCAAAUAAAUUUUUUUAGAAAUAAAAAUCUAAUCUCUCGACAAAAAUUCGAUUGCAUCGAUCUUGAAGUCGAUACAACUUGGAAAUGUCUCGAGAAAAGUUGGAAGCAAACGAAUAUUUUUCCCAUUUAUCGUUUUAUAACAAAACAUUAGUUUGAAUUAUUAUAGUAAAAGCAAUUUUGCACAAAGAAGACACUAAGUUUCCUUCUUGAAACUCAACUCUACGAAAGUUUGUUAUUCUGAAUAAAGUGAGAAUACGUCGCAAAGAUUUAUCGAUACUGCGAUAUAUUCUCAAUAAAUAUAGAUAUGAGCAUCCUAAAGCAGACAGUAGCAUAUUUUAUUUCUGCAUAUUUUUCAAAAAUAUCGCUCUAAAUAUAAAUAAGAAAGUUCAAGAACAUAAAAAAGUGCUAUAAAAGAAGAAAGAAGAAGAAGGAAAGCAAGGUACUUGUCUACUGGCAGCUUUAUAUCUGUAUAACCGCUCGAUAUAUUGAUUAUAAAAUAUAUAAAGUUAUAGAAAAAGCGUAAAUAAUUUUUAAGUUUGUUAUUUGUAAGAAUACAAAGUCGAGGCGAUGGCUGUGAAAAAGAAAACAUAAUUUUGCGAAUUUUUAAUCCAAUAACUAUUCUUAUUAAUAGCUAAAAAAUUUGUAUUCUCUCCUGUGUGUUUGGGGAAAAAUACUGUAUAAAAUAAAAUAAAAACUCUGAGAAUGUUUUUUUUCAUAAAACGUUUUGGCUUAUAUGUGUGUCUUUCUUUCAGCGAUUGUCUCGACUCAAUCUAUCGUAAUGUUUUGUCAUCUCUGCAAAAAAAUAUGCCAUCCUUCGAUAACGCGCAUCUUUCUUCAUUUCGCACAAUUGAUCUCCAAUCUCGAUUCGAUAGAGCGGCAAUCACUGCCGUUGAUUAGGCGUGGCCUUAAAAAAAGUCUUCCUCCGUUUCUCGUGAUCUCGCGAGACUUGAUUGUCGCGAAAUGUCAGUUGGUUCCUAGAUUAAGUGCUGUCCUUGUGCUCGCGAGGGAUCUCCGUCAUGGAAUGCGCAUUCUCAUUUCGCGACGACAUCUUAUCGACCCUUCGCGACGAGGCAUUGUUAGACGAUGGGUGCUCAAAAGGACAGGAAAAUUGAUGUGGAACGCAUACGUAGAACAUUUUACCUCAGUCUUCGCAAUGUAAAUAUUAAAAAUUGUUGCAGUUGCUCGACAUCAAUCUGAAAAUUGUUAUGUCUCGUCACUUGUAAAUGAUCGAGAGUCUGAAAUUUGAUUCGUCUUUUCUAAUUUGUCCUCUCCACGACAUGAUUAUUAUUGCGAACUGCCGUGAGGGAGGCAUGCGUCAUAUUAUUGUCGUCGUUAAGUUUUUUUUUUCAAUCUAGGUAAUAAAUAAAAGUUAAUUUUUUAUCAUGCAUUGCAUCUUAUUUCAACCUCAUCCCACAUCAAAUCAAUAUCUGAUAAAAUUAAUUGUCGAGUACUUCUCUCUCUAAAUCCUCAUUUCCUACAUUAUCCUUACACAUAUCUCAAUGUUUUGUUUUAUUACUAAUCAAUAAGACAACAAUAUUCUAUAAGAUUAAUAUCCAUUUCUCUCAAAAAAUAAAUAUCACAAAAUAUAAAAUAAUUUAAAAAUACAAAAAUAUCUUUUUUAAUAUUACCAUCGUUUUACGAUGAUUGUCGCUGUUAAUAUAUAUAUAUCAUUACGUUCUAAUGAAAAGGAGAUAAGCGGUAUCAGGACAAGAUGGACAGGUGUCACUGACUGUAUACAGUGUAACCUUGACAUACGUGACAGUGAUGUUCUUGGAAUAUUUACGUCACUAUAGCAUUUUAUCGAUAUAGAAGAUAAAUAUCUAUCCUCUGAAAAAUGCAUUUUAUUUGAAAUGCGUUUAUUAUUCAAUUUUUUACUGUGCUGUCCUUGACAAGCACUUACAUCACGGUCGUAAUAUCAUCGAGUACGUACGAACUUUACAAAAACAGCCUGCUUAACAAGUAGAUUGGUGCAAAUGUGACAAAUGUGCCGUUCAAAUUUGAACGUGAACGAAUAUCCGUAUAUAGAUAUGUACAGUAUACACGAUUACAUCGUUGAUCGGCUCGGUAUCUAAAUCAAUAUAUAAUAGAAGUUAAUUGUUAACAUUAUCUAGUUAACGAUAACAAUGAAACGAAAUAUACUAUAACAAUCUUAGUAUCGCAGAAUGACAUGAGAAUGUAGUUGCAGUGAUAAUUUUGCAACCAGCGUAAAUUUAACAGCGUAAAUUUUGAAUAUAUUACUGCUGAUAAUAUUGAUUUUUAUACAAUAUUAAUAAAAUUACACAGAUUGUUUUUUUAAACUAUACAAGCUUUCUUUGUUGAUAUUAUUUUAUGAAGCAAUAUAUAAAUUAAUUAUUAGAGCUUGUCAAAUAAUCAAAUAGCAUUUUUAAAGAAAUGAUGACUUUUAUGAAAUUAUGCUUCAAAAAUUUAAUAAACAAUUCUUCCUUCAUUAUUAUUGUUCAUUAUAUUGAUGUAAUUAUAUUGGUGUAGAUUGCUAAUUUGAUGUAUUUA